Molecule: messenger RNA, 1965 nt
Organism: Closterium sp. NIES-67
Lineage: Eukaryota; Viridiplantae; Streptophyta; Zygnematophyceae; Desmidiales; Closteriaceae
Source: the annotation of a GenBank genome assembly
CGCAACCAACGCGCCCACCUCCCGUCGCCCCUACCUGGCGCCUCAAGCGGAGCUCACAUAUUUCCUCAGGCAAUGAGCCACGCCUUCCUCAUUCUCGCGCCCUCUCAAGGUCUUCUUCCCGAUUUCUUCUUUUGAAUCUCACCUCUCAAGGUAGCGUAUUGCACCUAAAAAGCAGUACAGUAUUUAGAUUCGCGCCUUCUCUACUAGCAGCUCUCUCAAACUUCUUCUACUAACUGCUCAACUCAAAUCGACUCGACUCGACUCAGUAUUCAGUACAGAUUUUUCACCAGCCUAAGAUGGCCAAACCUACUUCAUCUGACAAGAGCGGACAAAAAAAGCCCACCGCGGUUCGUCUGCACGAAGGCACGCGGAUUCGCGUCGUCUGGCCGCGCGAUAACCGCUGGCACGCGGGUUUCGUGAAGAAGUACGACGCGAAGAAGGCGCUCCAUACGAUCGUGAGCGACCACGGCGACAGCAAGCGACUGGACCUGCGAACCACGCGCUGGGAAUUCGAAGACCCCCACGCGGACCCGGCAAAAUUCCUCCGCCCGAGGGGGACCCGCGGGCGGAAAAAGGCGUCUGCGUCGGCCGCAGCGGCGGCAACCGCAUCGGCUCUGCCUCAGCUGUUCCCCGUCGGCGGUUCCCGAUACGCGUCGUCAAACGCCGCUGCGAGCUCGGAUUCUGGCGACUCGUCGGAUCCAAGCUACGGCCACGUCGACAGCCGGGCUUACGGCGCGUCGUACCCCGCCGCUGAGGCGCGCCCCGCUGAGUCGUACGAGGAGGGGGAGUUCGUGCAUCGGGGCCUGAGGACCCGGAGGAGCCGUCAGUACGUGGUUAGCGACGACGAGUCCGGCGAUGGUGACGACGUGGGGAAUGAUGCUGAUGAGGAUACUGAGGUGGAGGAGAGUGAUUAUGAAGAUGAGGACUUGGGUUCCGAUUCCGAGUGUGAUUUUAUCGGGGGAGCGGUGGCUGCGUCGGCGGGGCGCAAGAGGCGGUCGAGUGAGGGGCACGCUUCGGGUGGCGAGUCGGUGGGGGCGAAGCGGUCUAAGAACGAGGGGUCGUUUUUCACUCUCACCGAGGUCGCGUGGCAGCAGCAACAAUCGCAGCAGCCGUCGCAACCGUCGCUGCCGUCGCAGAAAGCAGUGAAGGCGAAGAGGCCCGUGGGUCGUCCGCGAAAGGUGCCGAAGUGCGGAUUGGCCCAAGCCGCCGAGCCUACUGUAGACGACGACACUACCAUGGACGAGAUGAUGCUCAUUAUGGCGGUAGCGCGUCGCCUUGUAAAGGAUAAGUGCGCCUCCCCUGCCGCCUGCGACUCGCUCAAGCCCUCCCCGGUUUCCGCGAAGCUCAGGGAGAGCAGCGAGUCGGGGGCGACGGUUAAGGAGAACGAAAACGUGGUGGCGUUGGGAAGCGCGGAGGGGGGCAUGGUGGAGGUGCAAGUGACUCAGCAGGGGCAGCUUCAGGUGAAGGGGAAGGUGCAGCGCGCCGCUGUUAAGGUGGACGUUCAGGGGCCCAUGGAGGACUCGAUUAAGGACCUCAGGGCGGUUCACGUUCUCCCCGUUACAUCUACCAGCCCGGCGGCCCUGUACGGACCAGCUGCUGCUGCUGCUGGCGGGUUCCGUUUCAUGUCAGGGAUGGAGUCGUGUGCGCGUGCCACGUGGCCGUGCAGCCAGGGUCGCGUGGUGGUGCGGGCAGCUCCGUCCGUGGUCCCUGCUCCGGGUGGCGCCAUCCGAGCUUAGGCAAUCCGCGGGUGCGCUUUCAAGGACUCUACUAUACUUAUUUUCUUAGUUCCUUAAUUUCCUUUUUUCUGAACCUCGGAGCUGCAACCAAGUGGAGUCUCCGUAUACGUGGAGCAGUGCACAUAGAAGGCAUGGUUGCCUCCGCGGCUUCCUCCUCCGUGUUCUAGCUUAUACCCAGGUCUAACUAGUUUAUCUUGAUUUUUAUUGAAAGCUACUUUCCUGAUCUGGU